Molecule: messenger RNA, 4109 nt
Organism: Nylanderia fulva
Lineage: Eukaryota; Metazoa; Arthropoda; Insecta; Hymenoptera; Formicidae
Product: glycerophosphocholine phosphodiesterase GPCPD1
Biological process (GO): glycerophospholipid catabolic process
Molecular function (GO): glycerophosphocholine phosphodiesterase activity; starch binding
Source: RefSeq, a predicted model, not a curated record
AGCUAGUCUAUGGACGAAGCGAGCGAACUGUCACCUGUCACUAUCGUGUUGCGUCGUCAAUCGUCAUCGCGGUGCAUUUUGGUGCAUUUUCGCGUCGCGCGUGUAUGCGUGUGUUCAUAACGUCGAAGCGAAAAUUACGGUGACGAUUAUGUCGAGUCUCCCGAAGAAUCCGGAACGACCUCCGCAAUCGUUCAUUAAAUAACGCGAGCUGCCGGACAAAGUGGAGGGCCGGAUUAAAGCUGUAGCCGAGAAACUCUCGGAACGAGAUCGUCCGAGUCGAGACGUCGCCUCCACAUCAUUAAAUAAACAAGGAGAAUAUCAAGUAUUACGUAAAUCUAACAACACCGAAGUGGCGGCCGUACAAAGUUCCGAUAUGAAGGGAUCUAAAAGAGAUUGGAUUUUUAGAGUCCAGGUGUACAACCUGGAAAAAAAUGAAGUUGUUUAUGUAGUUGGAAAUCUGCCUGAAUUGGGUGCCUGGAAUCAUAACCAGGCUGUUCUGAUGUCACAGGAGCAUUGCAGUCGCAGGGAAUCUCCUGCACUGUUUGAUAAUAAUAGCAGUGGAGAUUUCUAUAAUGAUGAUAGGUGUGAAAGCAAUGCAACUGACAGUGUAUCUGACAGUGAAGGAGAAAAUGGACGAAUAUUCUCGCAAAAGGUUUCUCUUCCCAUCGAUGUUAAUAUCGAAUUCCGAUAUUUUAUAGCUGUCGUCUGUCAAUCAAAUGGCACUAAAAAUUCAGCUAAAACUCUAAUUAUUCGCAGAUGGGAAACUCAUAUGAUACCAAGAUUAAUUAGAAAAAAUAUACCAAGCAAUUUUGAUAAUGACAUAUUACCAGACCCUGACAAAUUUGGCUAUCACAAUAAUUACAACAAGAUUGAACGAGGUUGGCUAACAGAUGAAACUGUGAUACAAUUUAAACUUUUUAACAAUCCUAUUAAACUCUGGAAGCAUCGACUUCAAAAUAGAAAAGUUCAUAUUAAGAUGACACCUGUAAAUCUAGUUAGACACAAUUCCUUAGAAUUGCAACAGUUUGGGGGCGACUGUGUAGACGAUAGUCUUUCUAUGGAUACCCAAGAUAUUGUCGAUCAACCUGCCUUUACCAGUAUUACAGAAAUUGCUGUGAUGAACGAGGAAGAGGCCAGAUUCAAGUCCCAGGAGCAAUUCGGCCGUCCUUACAAUGAAGAUGAAUUUUUAAUCUUCAACGUUGCCGUUCGGUAUCCUGAAACAAUCGCAUACUUAGUGGACUACUACGUGUACAGCUCAAGAUGUUUCCCAGGAGAACCACCAAAUCACAUUGGUUUCAGCUAUAUCCUGCCUAGUACUUUACAACCCAGUGUUGGACUUCUUACAGUACCAAUUACUAGUACAAAACACAGACCCAUCGGACAAUUAACAGUGGAGUAUGUCGUCAUAAAACCAAUUCCGGAUUAUCCAUGGGACACAAGUAUUUCGUAUGCAAAACAUUGGGAACAACAAUGGUCAGGCUUGGAUGUAGGACAUAGAGGACUUGGCACAUCUUUCAAAUUUGAAAUGAAGAACUGCGCCAACGUACGCGAAAACACGAUCGCGUCCCUGAAAACUGCGUCGUAUCAUGGUGCAGAUAUGGUCGAGUUUGAUGUUCAAUUAUCGAAGGAUCUUAUACCUGUGAUUUACCACGACUUUUAUGUAUCCAUCUCGAUGAAACGUAAGAAGCAGAUAGAGGCUAUGGAUAUGUUGGAAAUACCCGUUAAGGAUCUUACUUUGGAGCAGUUACAUCUACUCAAGGUUUAUCACGUUGCUGAAGGCCGUGAGAAGAAUCCAAGAUUCUUCGAUGAGGAUUUGGAAGAUCAUCAGCCCUUCCCUACGUUACAAACCGUGCUUCAGGAAUUGGAACAGCACGUUGGAUGCAACAUCGAAAUUAAGUGGACCAUGCAAUUGAAAGACGGCACUUUCGAGCUUAACCAUCCUUUUGAUCUCAACAUAUAUCUGGAUAUCAUUUUGAAAGUGGUAUUGGAAUAUGGAGGUGAUCGAAAAAUUGUGUUUUCCUCUUUCAAUCCGGAUAUUUGCGCCAUGAUCCGUCUCAAGCAAAAUAAAUAUCCAGUAGUAUUUCUAACACAAGGAGUUACACUGAAAUACCCCACUUACCACGAUCCGAGAUGUCAGACGAUACCGAUGGCUAUGAGACAUGCGUUGGCCGCAGACAUUUUAGGAAUUAACGUUCACACAGAAGACAUUCUUCGAGAUCCGUCUCAAGUCAAGUUAGUCAAGGACGCGGGUUUAAUAAUCUUUUGUUGGGGCGAUGAUAACAACGAUAAGGCCACUAUCCAGCAUCUAAAGAAACUCGGUUUACACGCAGUCAUAUACGAUAAAAUCGAUGAGUAUAACGCAAAAGAAGUGAAGGAAAGUAUAUUUUUGGUUAAUGCUAGAGAAAGCCAGAAGGAGCUGAUAGCCUUGGCACAUUGCAGUCAAACACCACAAAUCUCUGCUCCCCUGAACACAGAGAAGGAGUAUUACUUGGACCGACCAUCGACAACUACAUCGCUCGCAAAGAACAACGUCGACGGCGAGAGUAUAUAUUCCGUACCGACCGACUGCGAAGAGAAUGGGGAAAUCAACGAGAUAACCAAGGAUUUUAGUACCUGUGCAAAUACUUUCGGCAAUUCGGCAGUGAAUACGAAAAACAUCUCCGAAAUUUAUGAAGAGGAUGAGACGGCAAAGGAUUGCCUUUGAUGCUUUUCUUUCAAGAAGCCCUUGUGAAUUUGAUAAAGACGUAUCACUAAAAGGAAGAGUGAUGGGAUGCGAUAACAAAAAAGAAAACUUGUUUUCUCAUUUAUGAUGCGCUAUAUUUGUAGCUGUUAAGCCAAAAUAUUGCCGAUGAUUGUUGUUACUUUAAAGUAUAAUGUGCGAUAGUACAAUACGCGAAGAAAAUUGGCCGAUUUACUUCUUUUACGAUGCGUAUUAUUCCUUCAAUCGGUCCAUUUUUCUCGCGCAUUGUACAGCGUGUGUCGGAAAAGUUUUUUAAUCGAAUUUUUUUAACAUUGGGAUCGAUAUUUUUUUAGCAAAUAUAAUUUUCGGUAUUCAUAAAUAUACUAUUCGAUUUAUUCGUCGAAAAGUACAAUUCUCAAUCUAAAUACAAAAGAUAUUUAACAAUUUCGAAAUCUUAACCAAAUCUGAGCUUUAAAGACUUUAGAUGUGCAAAAUUUAAACAUUUUAUUUUCUAUCAGAUUCAAAAAUUGAAAUUAAGCAUUUACAGAAAUAUAAUUAAGCACCGAUUUAGGAAUUUAAGAAAUUAGCAAUUUGAGGAUCCGAAUACUUAAAAGCGUAGAAAUUUAAGAAUUUAAAAAUAUAGUUUUAUUAAUAUAUAGUUUAUCAAUUAUCAGAGGAAUAAAUUAGAUUAGUUUCCUUAUAGUAAAAAUCGAAUGCAUAUUUGCCAGCAGUAUUGUUUUAUAUACAUCUUAAUACUUUCUAAUAAGGAUCUCCCAAAUGCUAAUGAAUCCGACGCAGGCUGUAGACGAUUCUAACUCCCGCAAAUCCACACUUGUGACAGGUAGCUGGCGCGGAAGUUAGGUUUUUAGUACAAAUGUCUUCAGAUAUAUAUCUUUAUUUAGAAUUGGGAAGAGAAAAAAAACAUUCACUUCCUCCGUAUUUCUUCCGCACUAUCGCGAUUCAAAUAUUGUAACACAAAUCGAGAAAAAAAUAGAUAAAAAAAGAGCAAGUCGCUUGUACUGUAUGAGCGCGCAAUGCCACUAGUUGAUAUACUUUUUACGAGCUGUCGAACGAAAAAAAAGAUGCGAAGGCAAGAGCGAACGAUUGCGCCUCACCUUUUUAAAUUGCCUUUUCGACAGCUGCAUCUCACAUUUUAAAAUCGUAAGAUAAACUAUUUUUAAUAGCGGAAACGUUACUACAGUUUUAAGGCUCCAUUUUGCAAAACUGCAAAAAUAGACUAUCAAAAUUUUGCGCUUUACUCUGGAACAUAUUGCGUACCGCCUUGUAACGCCUCCGCUAAUUUAGUAGUCAGAUAUUACGUAGGACAGGUAUUACUUCAUCUUCAUUUAUUUAUAUCAUUUAACAACGCGUGUUAUUCGAUCAGUAUGAGCACGAUUGAAGAAAAUAAAGAAAAAUCUUUUAAAAAACA